AUGCAGCCAGGACAAAUCACACUCAUGCUACACAGACAGAUCUACAGCACAGAGACAGCCAUGGCACCAACCAUCACUUCAGCAGUGACCAUCUCAAACGAUCACCUACCUCUGAACAACAAGCUGAGGAAGCCGAUGGUGGAGAAGAUGCGCAGAGAUCGUAUCAACAGCAGCAUUGAGCAGCUGAAGUCUCUCCUGGCUCCAGAGUUCCUCAAUCAUCAGCCUGAGUCCAAGCUGGAGAAAGCAGAUAUCCUGGAGACCACAGUCAGUUUCCUGAGACGACAGCAACAGCCUGCAUUCUCCUCCAGCUCAGCAGCUGUCAAUCAAGGCUUCUCCAGAUGUGUCCAUGAGGUUGUCCACUUCCUGUCCAAAGAAGAGGUGAAAAUACAGAGCCGGAGAAAACUCCUGAAGCACUUCCAGAAUCUGCAGCCAUCUUCAGACGAGAACAGGAGGGAAAGUGUUCUGUCUCAGCUGAGCUCUACAGAGCAGAAGAUCAUCAGUGAAGAGAAGCCUCCAGUGAAGCGCGCCCUCUGGAGGCCGUGGUAA
Molecule: messenger RNA, 546 nt
Organism: Neoarius graeffei (lesser salmon catfish)
Lineage: Eukaryota; Metazoa; Chordata; Actinopteri; Siluriformes; Ariidae
Product: transcription factor HES-5-like
Exons: 2
Coding region: 1-546 (181 amino acids)
Biological process (GO): regulation of transcription by RNA polymerase II; regulation of neurogenesis; anterior/posterior pattern specification
Cellular component (GO): nucleus
Molecular function (GO): RNA polymerase II cis-regulatory region sequence-specific DNA binding; DNA-binding transcription factor activity, RNA polymerase II-specific; protein dimerization activity
Source: RefSeq, a predicted model, not a curated record